This is a messenger RNA of Biomphalaria glabrata, 2345 nucleotides long. RefSeq names its product amiloride-sensitive sodium channel subunit gamma-like. Gene Ontology annotation, cellular component: membrane. Gene Ontology annotation, molecular function: ligand-gated sodium channel activity. The transcript has 16 exons. Lineage: Eukaryota; Metazoa; Mollusca; Gastropoda; Planorbidae. The coding region runs from base 389 to 2044 and encodes 551 amino acids. Gene Ontology annotation, biological process: sodium ion transmembrane transport. The record is from RefSeq and is a predicted model, not a curated record.
AAAGUUGAUACCUCCAAAAUUGAAACAGCAAUCGUCUGCUGAUCCCCAUUCGAGUUCAAUCUUGCCCUUUUGUACUUUCUACUUCUCACCAGAACUCUAUUAUAUCUCUAGUACACUUCGGUACUUUUAUUUUAAAAUUUUAUGUACAUGUAGACUCUAUGCGAAUAUUUGAAUUAAAGUGAAGUGGAAUUACUUUAAAGUGUAUGCGUAUUUUUAUGCAUGAAAGUUAAAAAAAAAACAGCUUCAUUUAUAUUCUGACUAGACACCAGAUUGCGCCACGGAGCUUGUGUCCAGCUUUACGUCAUGUGGGAAACAGACUAGACAAGAUUGAAAGUCUACUUAGUUUCAUAGUGAUUCUGCUUUACCAGAUGAGGCGCAUUUUCCCAUAAUGACCAAAGUCAAAGCUUUGAGUUAUUUAGAGAAAGCUGUAGAGAAAGGUGACAAAAAGAGCUCAAAAUUAUGGGAUACUUUCACUUUUUACACCAGCCGAGUUUCCUUGCACGGAAUCGUCUUUGCAGUGGACUCAAAACACACGCUCAAUAGAAGUUUGUGGAUUUUGAUCCUGUUGGGGGCUACUGCAGCAUUGACAGUUCAACUCUAUAACAACAUCAACAGAUAUUUUGAGUAUGGAACACGCUCAGAAAUCCAUCUGGGGUUUAGCAGCCUUGAAUUCCCCGCCAUCACCCUCUGCAACGUCAACAUCAUGCGAAUGUCAAUGCUGAAUGAGUCGAGCAGUGAUCUGCAAGAGUUCAUAGCCAGCCUACAGAAACUCGAUCUAAGGGCAAAGGCUGGUUCCAGUCGUGCUGAGAAGAAAGGCUUUGUCAAUGAAUAUGGAAAAAAUAAUUAUGGCAGUAACGUUUACUUCAAUGACUUCCUGGAUUCCUAUGAUGCCGGAGCAAAGUUAAAUGACUCAGAGGUGGAAGACUAUGAUCAGGGGGAAGAUUCCUACUACGACACGUCUAAACCUAAAAGCUGGUCAGCCGUCGGAAAAAGAUCUUUUCUGGUCAAUCUGUUUGACAAACUAACAGAUUAUUACAGCUUUAUGGAUCUAUCCAAACAGCAGAAUGUCAGUCAUCAAUUUGAUGACAUGUUGCGACAAUGUUCUUUCGCCACCAGGAGAUGUAUCAAAAAUUUUACCAAAAUCACAUAUUCAGAUCAUGGAAAUUGUUACACUAUACAGAACAAAAGCUACGUGUCAUAUACUAGCGGACCACAAGGAGGUCUACAACUGAUACUUUACUUGGAGACGGAUGAAUACCUGCCGUUGCUGACAAGUGGUAAAGGUGCACAAAUCGUUAUACAUAAGCAGAAAACAAUUCCACUACCUGAUGAUGGAAUCUCAGUAUCAGUGGGGCAACAAACAAUGAUCGGUAUCCAACAGACUAGAAUCUCUCGUCUUGGAGAACCAUACUCAAAGUGUAGAAAUGUCGAGGAAUUUUUCAAAAAGUAUAAAGCAGUCUAUACAAGAAAGCUCUGUAAAAAGAUGUGUUUAUUAGAAAGGAUCUCCAAGGAAUGCAAGUGCGAAUAUCGACAUUAUCAACCUAUAACUGAGCUAUUUAAUUUUACUAGCAGCAAUGUGUGUAACAGUAGUCAAGAUGCAGAGUGUGUUGCUAGGAUACGUAUGUCAUUCAGGGCGGACGAUGACAACUGUGGAUGUUAUGACCCAUGCGAGGAAACUGUUUUUGAAACUCAAAUAUCUUCCAGGUCUUGGCCAAACAAAGACAUUGCUGAUGUUCUAAUGGCUGGUGUCUGCAGUGAGAAACCCGCAGUCUGUUCAAAAACUUACAAUGAGAUUCGAAAUUUUUUCAGAGAUAACUUCCUUAAGGUGAACAUAUUCUAUAGAGAUCUAAACUACAAGAAGAUAACAGAAAUAGCCAAUUAUGAGGUCCAUCAGUUGCUGUCGGAUAUCGGAGGAUCUCUGGGAUUGUGGAUGGGACUCUCAGUUUUAAGUUUGCUAGAAAUACUGCAAGUGACUCUGCAUCUUCUACAGUGUUGGCUCGGAUGCAGGCAGGGUGUUAGUGUGGACCUCAACAUCCAACAAUGACAUGGCUGUGUCCUUUGGCUUCUAUCACUUCUUAUCAUUGGUAUGACCUUUGUAAAAUAGAAUUCUAAGCCAACAUGGUGAUUGUCGUUUCAGUUAUACUUUAUUGGCAUUUCGUUUAGACCUAUAUCUGUCAGAGGUUAUCAUCCUGAUGUAACACACCAUUGAUAACAAUCUUUUUGGGUGGCUUUCUUUCGAGUCAUACAACGUAAAGUGGGAUGCGUUGACGAGAGGCUAAGUAGGCUUGAACUUGGGCUAAGAAGGGGGCUCGAGGUUCAACACCCUUCUCGAGCAGAGUUGUGUA